AUGGAUAGGAUCAACAAUCUACCUCAUGAGAUCAUUUGCCAUAUCGUGUCCUUCCUCUCGGCAAAGGAGGCUGCUUUCGCAUCGGUUCUCUCAAAAAGGUGGCGGGAUCUGUUUACCAUCAUAUCAAAUGUUGAGUUCAAUGACUCAGUUAUGACUCCAAGGAGUCGUCUGUCGGAUUUCUUGAAUAGAGUAUUGGCUCUGCCUCUCAGUUCACGCAUAAGGAACUUCUCUUUAACAUGUCGUGUUCGUCGAACUCAUUAUGCUCUUGUCAACCGUUGUCUCUGUAAUGUGCUGAAGCGUGGUGUCUUGGACGUUAAACUAAACAUAAAGGUUGGAAAAGGAUAUCGCUCACUACCUUCUGAGGUCUUCACUUGCAAGACGGUUGUUAGCCUUAAACUUGGGACUGGUUUUGAUAUUGAUGUUUUCCCUGAGAAUGCUCUUCUUCCAUCGCUGAAGACUCUCGUUCUUGAUUCAGUUAAGUUCUAUGAUCGCUGUUGUGGUUGUGCAUUCCAAAAGCUUCUUUCUGCUUGCCCUGUGCUUGUGGAAUUAGUGAUGCGUGAGCUGGAAUGGGAACUUUGGGAAUGGUCUAGUUGUGUGUCCAGUCCGACCCUCGAGAGACUUACUAUUAGCCAUAAUUUGGCCUUGGGUGCGAACGAUUUGGAGAGCAUUACUUUUGAUAUUCCGAGUCUUACCUAUUUAGACUACGGUGAUUUCAUUCCGGGAGAAUAUCCAAUUGUUAAUCUUGACUCCGUUGUGGAAGCCAAGCUCAGUCUUGUUUUGACAUUGCCACUAAAUCACGCCUGGAUCAGCCAAUAUGCACGUCAUGGUGAUAUUAUAAGCGAUAUAAUCAAUCUGAUUAAGGGGUUAAGUAAUGUUAAGACCAUGAACUUAUCCUGUACUGACACUACGGGGGCGUUUUACUUCUCACGUGAAGCAUUGCCAGAGUUUAAAAAUCUGCAUUGUUUAUCUAUUGCAACUGAGCGUAAAGUGUGUUGGGGAACUCUGCCACAUCUGCUAAACAAGUCUCCAAAUCUAAAGACUCUCAUCAUUGAGGGUCCUGUGCACUACAAUUAUCAUAUGGGUGAUGGUUAUGAGUCUGAUGAGGUGAACUAUGAUGAUGAUGAGGAGUCGGAGUCUGACGAUGAUGAAUCUAUUUGUGAGUGCUUGUCGGACUAUUCUUUCCUAGAGUCAUGUCAGGUGAAAGUCCUAGAGAUAACCGAGUACAGGGGAACUAGAAGAGAGUUGGAGCACAUGAAACAUAUCUUGGAGAAAUUGGCAUCUCUUGAGCUCGUCAAAAUAUGUUCUAAUGAAACAGACGAUGAGGAACAGCUUCAACUCAGAACCAAUCUGUUAAAUCUUCCUAGAUCGUCUAAGUGCAAGAUCCAGUUUGAGUUUAUUCCUCCUGGUAGCUCCUUUGAGCAGGCCAUGUUUUGUUUUUCUAUUAGAUUGGAUUGUGUUUCUAGGAUUUUGUUCUCUUUUUGA
Molecule: messenger RNA, 1482 nt
Organism: Capsella rubella
Lineage: Eukaryota; Viridiplantae; Streptophyta; Magnoliopsida; Brassicales; Brassicaceae
Product: putative F-box protein At3g58960
Exons: 4
Coding region: 1-1482 (493 amino acids)
Molecular function (GO): protein binding
Source: RefSeq, a predicted model, not a curated record